CGCCAGGACACUGAAGUCACGUGAUUCCGUGUCAGUUGAACGUGCUUCCCAUUUAGUUGAGUACGCAGCAACCAACAGCCUUCCUAGCGGUAAACACAAGGAUUUUACUCUAACAAGUAGCAGUCUGCACCUCUCGUCACCUUCACAACAAUGGCGGUCGUCACUCAGCCCACGGGAAACCCCAACCUCCUGGUCAGACCGGAAGGUCACCGAGACUGGUCAACGGGCAAGUUCGGCUGUGCCACCGACUGCGGCUCGUGUCUCUGCACAUGGUGUUGUCUGCCGUGCAUGCUGUGCCGCCUUGCCGAGAGAAUGGAUGAAUGCUGCAUGAUGCCCUUCUGUGUUCUCGGAUCUCUUGUUGCUAUGAGAACCAAAGUCAGAACCAUGGGUGGGAUUUCGGGUUCAAUCUGUAAAGAUUGUCUUUCCGUUGCUUGCUGUGGACCAUGCAUUGUGUGCCAGAUGUCUCGUGAGAUGGACAACAUGGGCCUGUAGAGUUCC
Molecule: messenger RNA, 498 nt
Organism: Haliotis rubra (blacklip abalone)
Lineage: Eukaryota; Metazoa; Mollusca; Gastropoda; Lepetellida; Haliotidae
Product: placenta-specific gene 8 protein-like
Exons: 4
Coding region: 151-492 (113 amino acids)
Source: RefSeq, a predicted model, not a curated record